Molecule: messenger RNA, 623 nt
Organism: Ananas comosus (pineapple)
Lineage: Eukaryota; Viridiplantae; Streptophyta; Magnoliopsida; Poales; Bromeliaceae
Product: protein MAIN-LIKE 1-like
Exons: 2
Coding region: 87-623 (178 amino acids)
Biological process (GO): meristem development; meristem maintenance
Source: RefSeq, a predicted model, not a curated record
ACUUAACUUCUUUAAUCUUUUAUACUUACGCACUAAUCUUACAUCAUGUUGUAUCUAACUAAGUUUUUUUUUUGUGCCAAUUUCAGAUGGAUGAUCAUGACGAGCCGGGACCUAUUGAUACAUCCGUGCUGACUGAGCAGCCACGACAUAGAUCUACUUUGAUCAGAGAGGAGGGAUAUUCUCCUGUUCAAUUUACGGAGCAUGGCCGUAAAUUGAACAGAUGGCAGUGCGAGCAUCCUGCGGUGUUGGACUUAUUGCGACGAGCAGGAUUUUAUUACGUUUCACGAUUGCGCCGCCUACAGCUCGAUCAGUCAUUAUUGGGAGCAUUAGUCGAGAGGUGGCGGCGGGAGACACAGAGUUUCCAUUUGCGACAUGGAGAGAUGAGUAUUACAUUGAUGGACGUCGCAGUUAUUAUGGGACUCCCCGUCGAUGGUGGGGCAGUGACUGGAGGGGGAUCCUAUCAGUGGGCAGAGCUCUGCGGGUUACUUCUCGGGGUAGUUCCGGAGGAUAUUAGGGGUGGUGAGAUCAAGAUAGAUUGGUUAUAUCAGCAGUUCCAUGAUAUCCCCUUAGACGCACCUCCCGCUAUUGUUAGAGCUACGGCGAGAGCAUAUAUACUAUUUUAG